CUCACUUUCAGAAAAUUCUCUUCCCAAUCUCUCUCUCUCUCUCAAGCAGAUGCAGAUCUUUGUGAAAACUCUCACUGGAAAGACCAUCACCCUUGAGGUUGAAAACUCCGAUACUAUUGACAAUGUGAAAGCAAAAAUCCAGGACAAGGAAGGAAUCCCACCAGAUCAGCAAAGGCUCAUUUUCGCUGGUAAACAAUUGGAAGAUGGUCGAACUCUUGCCGACUACAAUAUCCAGAAAGAGUCCACCCUCCACUUGGUGCUUCGUCUCCGUGGUGGGAUGCAGAUAUUUGUCAAGACCCUGACUGGAAAAACCAUCACCUUGGAGGUGGAAAGCUCAGAUACCAUUGAUAAUGUCAAGGCAAAAAUACAAGACAAAGAAGGUAUCCCACCAGACCAGCAGAGGUUGAUUUUUGCUGGCAAGCAGCUUGAAGAUGGUCGUACCCUUGCAGACUAUAACAUCCAAAAGGAGUCCACCCUCCACUUGGUGCUUCGUCUCCGUGGUGGUAUGCAAAUUUUUGUUAAGACUUUGACAGGUAAAACAAUAACAUUGGAGGUGGAAAGCUCGGAUACCAUUGACAAUGUCAAGGCAAAGAUCCAGGACAAGGAGGGUAUCCCACCAGACCAACAGAGGUUGAUCUUUGCAGGCAAGCAACUCGAAGAUGGUCGUACUCUUGCUGACUAUAACAUCCAGAAGGAGUCCACCCUCCAUUUGGUGCUCCGUCUUCGUGGUGGAAUGCAAAUUUUUGUGAAGACCUUGACUGGAAAAACUAUAACAUUGGAAGUUGAAAGUUCUGAUACUAUUGAUAAUGUCAAGGCAAAGAUACAAGACAAAGAGGGGAUCCCUCCAGACCAGCAGAGGCUGAUAUUUGCUGGCAAGCAGCUGGAAGAUGGGCGCACUCUUGCUGAUUAUAAUAUCCAAAAGGAAUCGACCCUUCACUUGGUGCUUCGUUUGCGUGGUGGGAUGCAGAUUUUUGUGAAGACAUUGACUGGUAAAACCAUAACUCUGGAGGUGGAAAGUUCUGAUACCAUUGACAAUGUGAAAGCUAAGAUUCAGGACAAAGAGGGUAUUCCACCUGACCAGCAGAGGCUGAUUUUUGCCGGUAAGCAGUUGGAGGAUGGCAGGACUCUUGCAGAUUAUAAUAUCCAAAAGGAGUCAACUCUUCACCUUGUCCUUCGCCUCCGUGGUGGUUUCUGAGGUAGCUUGUGGUGUAGUUAUUUCGAUUUCUGUGGUUAUGAGUCAUUCUGUGAAGUUUCGUGGUCAUGAUUUGUUUUUCUUGGCUAUUGUUCGAUGGCUUCUUAUAAGAUUCAAACUUGCUAUGUUAUUCUAUAUGAUUUGUUUAAUAUUUUCAUGCUGUUUUUAAGAUGGUGGUUAAAUUGGCCCCAUGAGGUCAUGUUGUUAUUGCUGUUUAGUAUAAAAUAAAGUAAUUUUUAUGCACACGUUUUGUGCUGCUA
Messenger RNA from Quercus robur (English oak), 1452 nucleotides. Its product is annotated as polyubiquitin-like. Gene Ontology annotation, cellular component: nucleus; cytoplasm. Gene Ontology annotation, biological process: protein ubiquitination; modification-dependent protein catabolic process. The transcript is spliced from 2 exons. The coding region runs from base 50 to 1195 and encodes 381 amino acids. NCBI's taxonomy places the organism in Eukaryota, Viridiplantae, Streptophyta, Magnoliopsida, Fagales, Fagaceae. The record is from RefSeq and is a predicted model, not a curated record. Gene Ontology annotation, molecular function: ubiquitin protein ligase binding; protein tag activity.